AACAUCCCGCCGCCGGAUAACGAUCAUCGUAUGACAGAUCGUCAGGGGCAGGAAAAAUCACGUGAAGGAACAAUCGAUUGUGGGAUUGUGGGUUCACAUUCCCACAUAUAUUGCCAGAUAUCACACACACGGAUUUCUGACCCUCAUAGUAAAAUUUACACAAUGAGUGAGGCCAACCCCAAUAAUAAUAAUACGCUUACACAUUAUAAUGAAAAUAGUGUCAACGGUUCACCAAUAAAACGACAAGAUUCUGGACCCGAAGAACCGCUUCACCAUUAUAACAAUAAUACUGAUAUUAACGGAGAAUCAAGAACAAAACCCAGCUACAAAGUGUCAAGAAGUCUGGAUACUUUUCAAUGGGCACUUGAAGAUUUACAAAAAAUUUCUUUUUCUCCAUCCACUGCAAACCAUCAAGAUCCGUCAUCAAGAUUGUCAUCACCGACAGUGUCUUCAACGUCGACGAUAAAUGUACCAGAUUCUUUACCUUCAAGAACUGUCCCGACGGGGCAACUAGCAACUCGUUCUAAUUCUCCAGACCCAGUUCCUCUAAUAAAAGUUGAAUCAACAGUUAAGUUUCUCGAUGAAAUAUCAAGAUCUCUCACGAUAGUUGAUAAAAAACCAACUCCGCGAACUUCCUCACCCGAAAUAAUUGGCAGCUUUUUAUCUUCUUCAACUCAGUCUCAUCAUCAAAAUGUAGCAUCUCCUUCGUUAUCUCCAACAGAAAUUCGAAUACCAAAUAUAAGUCUGAGAUUACCACAAUCUCCUGAAGUGGAACAUCAAUCUCCGUCCGCAUCUCAAAAUUCCACCAAUAAUGAUCAACAAAAUACAUUUGUGCCUAUUUCCAGAGUCAUCGUCACAGGUCAAGAUGGUUCAUCUCAAGCGGAACAAUCUCAACCACAAAAAAAACGAUUUGUGCCUACUCACAGAGCCGUCGUCAGAGGUCAAGAUGGCCGCGUUUGGACUUUAGAAGAGCGAAUUAAACUAAUGGACGAAUUUAUUAUUUACUUUCACAAACGACAAGAAAAAACUGAAAAUGGUAGAUUGAGCCAUACCACUAUAUGCGAAGAAUUGAAACGAUUGAUGGGCGAAGAACUAAAUGGUACCAGUUUAGGGGUGAGUUCGGAUAAUCUGAAAGUACGUAUAGGUAAAUAUUUGAGAGGACAACAAACGUCAUAUGAUCCUGCCGUCUUGCAAGCUAUCGACGAUUGGGUACAACGCGAAAAGGAAACUCGCAAUUAA
Ambispora leptoticha is the source of this 1239-nucleotide messenger RNA. The record is from the annotation of a GenBank genome assembly. Lineage: Eukaryota; Fungi; Glomeromycota; Glomeromycetes; Archaeosporales; Ambisporaceae.